AUGGAUGGGUUCAAGCUGUGGUACUCAGGGAGUAAGAGGCGGCAGAAUGGAGUGGUCAUCUUAGUGAACGAGGAUCUUAGAAGGAAGGUGGUGGAGGUUAGGAGGGUUAAUGAUAGGCUAAUGACUAUUAAUUUGGUCGUUGGGGGGUUUACUUUGCAAGUGUGUAGUGUUUAUGCACCGCAAGCGGGCUUGGAUGAUGAGGUGAAAGCAAUUUUUUGGGAGCUUUUGGACGAGGUGGUGAGAAGCGUGCCUAGCUCAAAAAAAAUUGUCAUAGCAAGGGACUUUAAUGGCCAUAUUGGGAUUUUAUCUGGAGCCUAUAACGAUGUGCAUGGAGGCUUGGGUUUCGGUGAUAGGAAUGGGGAAAAAACUGCUCUGUUGGAGUUUGCGAGGGCUUUUAGUCUGGUGGUUUUGAACUCAAGAUUUUUGAAGAAAGAGGAUCACUUGGUUACCUUCCGAAGCACGAUAGCCAAGACUCAAAUUGACUUUUUGCUGCUUAGGAAGGGAGAUAGGGCCCUUUGUAAGGACUGUAAAGUCAUUCCGAGUGAGUAUCUUUCAACCCAGCAUAGGUUUCUGGUGAUGGAUUUGAUAAUCAAGAAGAGCAAGAAGAGAAGGGUCGGGAAGGGCCAACCUAGGAUUAAGUGA
Messenger RNA from Capsicum annuum, 642 nucleotides. Its product is annotated as craniofacial development protein 2-like. Gene Ontology annotation, biological process: chromatin remodeling. NCBI's taxonomy places the organism in Eukaryota, Viridiplantae, Streptophyta, Magnoliopsida, Solanales, Solanaceae. The transcript has a single exon. Gene Ontology annotation, cellular component: nucleus. Bases 1 to 642 code for a protein of 213 amino acids. The record is from RefSeq and is a predicted model, not a curated record.